Molecule: messenger RNA, 156 nt
Organism: Suillus fuscotomentosus
Lineage: Eukaryota; Fungi; Basidiomycota; Agaricomycetes; Boletales; Suillaceae
Exons: 1
Source: RefSeq, a predicted model, not a curated record
GGACCAUUAGAGUUCGACUUUACGGGCACGCUGAAGUCAUGGUCGUAUCUGGAUCAGAUACACAUAAUUGCAACUCCUCUCACCAACGGUGUCAUGGACGAAGCGCAGGACGUCUGCGUCAGUCAUUUCUUCCAGAGAAUCCUGCAUGUGAGGUAA